Oryza brachyantha (malo sina) is the source of this 2710-nucleotide messenger RNA. RefSeq names its product kinesin-like protein KIN-10B. Lineage: Eukaryota; Viridiplantae; Streptophyta; Magnoliopsida; Poales; Poaceae. Gene Ontology annotation, cellular component: kinesin complex; microtubule. The record is from RefSeq and is a predicted model, not a curated record. Gene Ontology annotation, biological process: microtubule-based movement. Gene Ontology annotation, molecular function: ATP hydrolysis activity; microtubule binding; microtubule motor activity. The coding region runs from base 31 to 2121 and encodes 696 amino acids. The transcript has 18 exons.
CAACGGCUAGGAUCUCCAACCACAUCCACAAUGGAGGCCGCCGCCACCGCCACCGCCGGCGUCAGAGUCGUCGCCAGGAUCUUCUCACCACAACCAGAUCCGGCCGCCGACACCGGAGUCAUCAGGGUCCAGGCCGAGGCCCUCAACGAUUCCGCCCUCCUCUCCUUCGCCGCCGCUGGCCGACAGCAGCAAUCCUUGAGCCUCGACGGCUGCUACCUCAAACACGAUCCCAAUCACCACAUCUUCCGCAACGAGAUCAAGCCGCUCAUCGAUGGAAUCGCCACCCAAGCCCAAGGCCGCAUCAGAGCCUGCUGCGUCAUCGCCUGCGGCGCUGCCGCUGCCAAGCAUCACCUCUUCAUGGGCUCUCACCAUCAACCUGGCUUGCUCGCCAUGGCAAUGGACCAACUCCUCCAGUCCUCCAAACCCAUUGGUGCCACUGUCAGUGUCUCAUCCUAUCAGGUGCUUCAAGAUACUCACAUCCUCGACCUCUUGGAGCCCAAGGACCAUGAGGUUCUCAUACUAGAGGAUGCCGACGGACACACUCACCUCAAGGGCCUCUCCAGGGUUGAUGUCAAGUCCAUGGAAGAGUUUUCACAGCUUUCGUGUUGCGCUAGCGCUACCAACCAACAGAGGCAUCAUCCCUGUAAAGAUUCCACCCAGUUACAAGAUUGGGGGCACCAAGGCCUGAUUAUCUACGUCUCUAGCUUCGACCAGCAAGGCAGAGAAUGUGCUCUAGCUAAGAUAAACUUUCUCAGUUUGGCAGGUUAUGUAGAUCCCAAGCAAAAGAAGAAUGGGGGUCUUGCUCUACCAACUGGUAACAAGUCUUUGUAUGCAGUGAUGAAUGUUGUCCAGGCACUGAACAGCAACCAGAGAUUUGUACCAUAUAGACAAAGCAAAGUAACUCGCAUUCUGCAAGAUUCUUUAUGCAAAACGAGCGGUGCUAUCCUAAUGGCAUGUUUGGCUGAAGAUUGCUGCCAAGACACAGUUUCUACUCUAAGUUUGGCUUCUCGCUCAAGCCAAGUGGUCAAUGAACAUUGCUACAGCUUAUCCUUGAGCGCUAAAAAAUCAUCAAAGUCAAAUAUGAACUCAUCUACAGAUGUCAAAACGUUGUCAAGGACAUUCUUGCCUUAUAUCCAGAAAAUAAGUUCGAUGCAAGAGAAGAAAGGACAACUUAAAUUCAAUAAUAGCGGUUUAAAAGGCGGACAAACUCCAACUGCUAAUAGAAGGUCUCAGCCAAUCUUUAAUUCAAUGAAAAAAUCUGGAAGCUCAAUGUCUACUUCAAUUAAGAUGAAGCAUAAUUAUGCUAAACCUACGAUAAGCGGAAGGAAAUUAUUCUGUCCAAGCAUCAAUUCAUUGAAGGAGGAGAAUGCUACGUGUGUUGCAUCUACUGCGGUAACACAAACUGAAUCAACAGCGGUCAUACAAGCUGAGGAAGUACAGCCAUCAACAGGCAUGGAAAUUCAAACUCCAUCAGCAAAUGAGGGACUUUAUGAAAUAGGAAAUACUGUAGAUGUUAAAUCAUCUGAAAUUCAAGAAGUGGUACGAUGCAGCACAGAAGAACUGCUACCAAUUACUAUCCAGGAAGAGGACUAUGCCUCGCCAAAUAUGCAAGGUAUUGACAUCGGAAGGACCUGCUCUUCUAUCACUGAUAACCUUAUUGAGAAGACUCCAACCAGAACUACUCAACCCUCCCCAAAGUUGAGCGACCGACUGAGAGAGAUUUCAAACUCGUUGAAGCUUCUUAGCACUAGGCCAGUGAGCAUAACGGCGCAAAAGUCAGACAUAGAAUGUGUCAGGCGAAUCAACACGGAUGCAGCAGAGCCAAAAACUCCUGCAACGCAUUUGAAACUUGAGGGAGCAGAAGAUCCUAAAGAUAUACUUACAGCCCGCAGCACUGGGAUUAAGAAAUCUAUAGUUCAAGAGUGCUUGACUUUUCUCAACAGUGCCAAUAAGGAACAAUUAAAAAGCUUGAAGGGAAUUGGAGAAAAACGGGCGAACUACAUACUUGAGCUUCGUGAGGAGUCACCAGAGCUAUUCAAAGAGGUAAAUGAUUUGACAGACAUCAUUGGAAUGAAUUCAAAAGAGAUCAAAAGGAUGAUGUCCGGGAUCAUCGACUCCUAGGGAAGCAGGGAGAGUGCGAAGGCUCUCCUAUGGAGUGUAUAUGCUUUGGUCAGGUCAUGUGAUCAUGUCUUUGUGCAUCUUUUUGCCCGGAUGCUUUCACGUGCAAAUGCAUCUUCAGUCAGGUGUUUGGCGUUGUGUGAGGGAAUCUUUGCUAUGCAGCGGAUUGCUGCUGCUAUUAUUGUCUAAUCAUCAUAUGGUGUGAUAUGAUAAUAGUGUGGUACUCCGUCUGUUUCAAAAUAUAAGACACAACCACCCGUCCGUUUCAAAAUACAAGACACAACCACCUUGUACACAAAGACUAAGAAAUAUUUAAUCAUAUAUUUACUUAGUAUAAAUCAGCCAAUGAAUAUAAUCUAUUUUUGCUUUAGUUUAUUAUUUUAUCGAUGUAUGUAGCAAUAUAAUUACUACGUGCCUUUUAUUUUGAAAUAUAGGAGUAAAGUGGUUGCGCCUUAUAUUUCGGAGCGGAGGGAGCAUUAGUUGUUCCCUCUCUUUUCAUGUUUGUUGCCAACUACUAUUAUUGAAUUGAGCUAGGAUACAUUUAUACUGGAGUGUAAAUCCAAGCAUUUUCACAUGCAUUUCCUACCACGAG